This is a messenger RNA of Salvelinus sp. IW2-2015, 4316 nucleotides long. RefSeq names its product mitogen-activated protein kinase kinase kinase 3 (gene map3k3). Gene Ontology annotation, molecular function: protein kinase activity; ATP binding; protein binding. The record is from RefSeq and is a predicted model, not a curated record. NCBI's taxonomy places the organism in Eukaryota, Metazoa, Chordata, Actinopteri, Salmoniformes, Salmonidae. Gene Ontology annotation, biological process: protein phosphorylation.
AAAAUAAAUACAAAAAUAAAAAAUAAAAAAAGUCUGGUUUUGAGCGCGCCAUUAAUAUUGUGCGCGCUACCAGGAGCAAGAAAUCGACAGAGGAACAGCGCGCCCCCGAGAAAAGGACGGAGUCGUUUUAGUUACUGUAUGCUUUACCCAAAUGGAACACAAAUCUGAGUUAUUAUGAUGCACCUUUGCCCAUGAUCAACCACUGCAUUCAGAAUAUUGAAUCAUAAGCCUACAAAGCAUUGGGAAUAUACACCGUUUUCUCGUUUUGUAAGAAGCGUUCUAUAGGGGUUCCGGUGACGGAUUGUUUUUUCUGUCAGGAAAUUGGUUGCAUUAAAAAUACAUUUUACUUUAUGUCGGUGAGCAUCAGGACCUGKAUUUAUGGAAUAUCUUUCGCUCAAGUCUUCUGAACAGUUGGUGCAUGUUUAUAACUUCUAUUGCACAAAGAAAGCACCGUUUUUUCCACUUUUGUUGAGUUCUACCACUGCACCGCGGAGAUGGUAAAAGUUCAGUUAUGCGCACAAUAUAUUUUCUCGAUAAAACCAUCCGAUCAUAACUUGUUAUUGAUGCAAAUGUAUUAAUUGUGUGUGGUCAACUAUGUGUUGCAUCUGUCUCCUAUAAUUUUACACCAUUAUUCCGAAAAUAAUAGCCUGCUUUCGUAGUUGAAUCUUCAUCUCCCAUCUCCACCAUGUUGUGUGUUGAAUUACAUUUUUUUCAACUGAUUUCUUUGUUAUAAAAAGUCUGGUGCCUGUUUGCAGUUUAUGGAUUAAUAAUACUUAUUCUGUAUAGAGAUGGAACAAUACAGUUAGGAGAGAAAAGGGGCAUAGAACAAAAAGGAAAAAUCUGCAAAUUUAGCAGGAAAAGAGGCCAUCAAAAUCACGGAAAUCGCUUCGUCCUUUUCCUUUGGUGUACUGUUACACUGUUGCAAAUGGAUUUCAUAAAGGCAACACGGUUAUUGUUACAUCUUUUGUGUUAGUUCACCCUUUCCAUGCUGAKAAAAUGUCACUGGGAAAUAUUGAUUARUGAAUAGAGAGAAUUAUGAUGGCCUAUGUUCGUUUUUUGUAUUCUAGCGUGUAAGUUGGGCUUCUUGUUCCACAAUGAAAUGCCAUCGGACGUUUUUCUUUUUUGAUAAAGUUUGGAAAUAUGGCCAAGUUGUCGAACGUUUUUGUGGCGACGGAAGGUUGACACUUUUCUUUUUGGUCACUUUCUGAGKGCAGUCUAAUGUAUCGGAUUUUGGACUAUAUUUCUGUUAAAUUAAUUUGGCAUUAGAGAAAUCCAAAUGUAUACGUAUACAGUGACGAUCUCGAUGUGACGACAUUGUGUUUUCUAGGCCUACUGCUCAUUAGAAUUUAUAUUUACUGGCUAGUGCGUAACAAACUUUCGUGGACCAGCGCGCGCACUAGUGCCCCCGCACCUGGGGGCAACCCRGCCAUGGCGCCCUCAUCCCUCUGUAUCUCGGUGUGGUUGUGUGAGUGAAUCAACAACAKAGACUSGGGAUCAAAGRUGAGGAUGAUGCUCUGGAGAUAACGGUUCAAACUGACGCUGCAGCAUCUCUCCUGAGCGACCCAGRUAGAAGUUGAACCAGGACRCCGCUAGAGYGAACGGCUCUCAUCUUCCAGACAGAGGUUAAUCAUCAGGGCAACAGCACAGGAUGUUGAUGGGUGGCACUGCAGAGUGAGGAGUCUGAAGAUCUGAAGAUCUCUGAAGGUGGUUGGCUUAGACAGCGCUCACACACACAUCGCCAAAAUGAAUGAGCGCCAGGCUCUCCACUCCAUAAUGAAGGACCUAGUGGCCCUCCAGAUGACGAGGCGCCAGCCUGGGCCCUCUUAUGACACGGGGAAACCCAAGYCUCUMCCCAACCCUGCCCCUGCUAAGAGACAGGACGAUGUCAGAAUAAAGUUUGAGUUCAGUGGAGAGAGGAGGAUACUGAUGUUUGGGAGGCCUGUGCCGUUUGAAGAAAUCCAGCAGAAGGUCAAGACUGUCUUUGGCCAACAGCUAGACUUGCACUAUAUGAACAAUGAGCUGUCCAUCCCUCUGCGUGGUCAGGACGACCUGGACAAGGCCAUUGACCUGCUGGACCGCAGCUCCAAGAUUAAGAGCAUCAAGAUCUUGCUGCUGACGCAGGAGCAGUGCAAUGCCUCCCCAUCCCCCUCUCCCUCUCCCUCCUCCCACCACACGGUGAGUAAGCAGGUGAGGAUCAAAGCCUCCCAGUCCACGGGUGAUGUCAGCACGGUGUACCAGCCCUCCGAGCCCAGGGGGCGCCACCUCUCCACCAGCUCUCAGAACACAGGCCGUAGCUCCCCCCCUCCUGGCUAUGUCCCUGAGCGGCAGCAGAGGAUCGCCCGCCAGGGCUCCUACACCAGCAUCAACAGUGAGGGAGAGUUCAUCCCAGAGAGCGACCAGUGUGUGCUGGACCCCUGGAGCAGUGCAGAGAACUCUGUCUCAGGAAGCUGCCAGUCGCUGGACAGUAGCUCAGACAGCCCCUCCCUGAGGAAGUCACGCAUGCACCGAGCCAAGAGCUACCCUGAUAACCGGCAGCAGGAGAACGUCUCAGACCGGGAGAACCAUGUGUAUGAUAAGGUGGUGGGGAAGGGAGGGACAUACCCCCGCAGGUACCAUGUCUCCCUGCAUCACAAGGACCAUAGUGAAGGUCGGAGAACGUUCCCGCGGAUCCGUCGCCCCCAGGGUAACCUGUUCACCCUGGUYCCCUCACGGCGCUCCCUCAACGGCAGCGAGGAGAGUCUGGGCAGCUGGCAGCUAGUGGACAAGCAGGGCAGGCUCCGCCCACAGGAGCGCCCUGUCYCCCACAAGUCCCCCAGUGCUCCAAUGACGUGGAGGCGGGGCAAGCUGCUGGGUCAGGGGGCGUUUGGGAGGGUUUACCUGUGUUACGAUGUGGACACGGGACGGGAGCUGGCCGCCAAGCAGGUGGUGUUUGACCCGGACAGUCCUGACACCAGCAAGGAGGUGAGUGCUCUGGAGUGUGAGAUCCAGUUGUUAAAGAACCUCCACCACGAACGCAUCGUCCAGUACUACGGCUGUCUGAGGGACCACAACGAAAAGACCCUCACCAUCUUCAUGGAGUACAUGCCGGGGGGUUCAGUCAAAGACCAGUUGAAGGCCUACGGGGCGCUGACGGAAAACGUGACGCGGAAGUACACACGGCAGAUCCUGGAGGGCAUGUCCUAUCUGCACAGCAACAUGAUCGUUCACCGUGACAUCAAAGGUGCCAACAUCCUGCGGGAUUCGGCGGGAAACGUGAAGCUGGGAGARUUUGGCGCCAGCAAGAGGCUGCAGACCAUCUGCAUGUCUGGCACGGGCAUCCGCUCUGUCACUGGCACCCCCUACUGGAUGAGCCCCGAGGUGAUCAGCGGAGAGGGCUACGGCAGGAAGGCUGACGUCUGGAGCCUGGGCUGCACAGUGGUGGAGAUGCUGACAGAGAAGCCUCCCUGGGCCGAAUACGAGGCCAUGGCAGCCAUCUUUAAGAUCGCCACCCAGCCCACCAAACCCCUGCUGCCCUCAKACACCUCGGACCACACCCGUGACUUCAUCCACCGCAUCUUUGUGGAGGCCAAGCACCGGCCCAGUGCUGAGGAGCUGCUCAGACACCCCUUCUCCCAGAUCCUCUGCUGAGGGGAAGUACUAGUACACUCUCUCUGUCUCAGCCGCUCCUCAGGACUCAAGGCCUACAGCUGACAUCUAGACMCUAGACUUGGCCCUUUCCAUCCUACAGCUCUCUCCCCAAACCAGACUCACCACCAGUCACACUCAUUACUUAACCCUCAAAUACACAUGAUCCAUUAUGAUGGAUAAUAGCACAGUGCCAUUAUUCCAAGCUGUUAACGACAACUAUCAAAUUCAACUCCAACUUCCCCCACUAGGGGGAGUUAUAUGACUGAUCAGUGUUCAGCUGUCUGCUGUGGAGAACUGGACCCACCAACUCCAUACGAACUGUAUCUUCAGCUAUCACCUUGGUGGUCUGUGAGAGGAUCAAACACACACACACACACAGACACUCCAAACACAUCAAAUCUAUUYUAUGUGGCUCAAGAUGGGAUUUGAUCAAGCACCACCACCGAAUGUGCCUUUCAAAUAUGCCAAAGUGUCCCCUCCUAAGUUUACAUUCUCUAGAUGGGCUGUUAGGUGAGACCCCUGAGGGUCUGAACUGUUUCAUAUGGGACUUACAGUAAGCUUGAGCAGAGCAGUGUCUGGUCUACUUAGGCCAAGACAGCAGACCCACAGCCACAGCUCAGUGCUUCAACAUGCUAACUGAUGAAACCAACAGAUGCACCACUCAGUGUUAUAGAGACGGGAUGGAUUUC